CACACAUUUGGCAAAGUACAAGUGGACAACCUGUAAGAGAAGGACAGCUCCUGAUCUUUGUUCAAUUUAUGUAUUCAAGAACAAAUUUGCUACGAAAGCAUUAGAAUCAGAAUUGACUGAUCAAUUGUUAAUUUGCCUUCUUCUUUUUCCAUCCAUUUGUCAAGAAGGGUGAGCCAAAAUCCUGAAAUUUGUUCUUCCACAUGCAAUUGAAUUGAGACGCUCUUGAAUAAAAAUUGCUACUCUUGGCUUUUCUUGGUCAACCCAUUAGAGAUUUGGGACCAUUCUCUCCAAGAUUCAUUCUUUAUCGGUUUAUUGAGGAAGGGAGGGAAUUUUUUUUUUUUUGGGAACUUCAAGUAAGAGAUUUAUUAGGGUUCAAGAGACUCGAGUCAAGAACAUUGAUUUUUAAGUUUAAGUGGGAUUCUAUUUCAGCUGCUUUUUUUUUCCUGGCUUAGUGCAAUUUUUGGAGGCCCGUUCCUGAUUGCUAAGUGGUGUUGCAUGCAGAGAAAAUAAAUUUUUCACGAUGGGAGAUCCAAGCUCUGUACAUACAGUGGAUGAAGCCCUUUCGACUAUUGGUUUCGGAAAUUUCCAGACGGUUUUGCUUCUUUAUGGUGCACUUGGAUGGGUUGCAGAAGCAAUGGAAUUGAUGAUUCUCUCCUUCAUUGGACCUGUACUUCAGUCUGAAUGGGGACUCUCUUCUAGUAAAGAAAGCCUCAUAUCAACAGUUGUUUUUGCUGGCAUGUUGAUUGGCGCAUAUUUGUGGGGUCAUAUAUCAGACAACUGGGGAAGAAAGAAGGGAUUUCUUGGGGCAGCUAUACUUAGUGCCGGUGCUGGACUGUUGAGCGCUUUCUCACCAAAUUACAUAACAUUCGUCACUUGUCGAUUUUUUGCUGGGAUUGGUUUAGCAGCUGGAUACUUAUUUACAUCAUGGUUCUUAGAGUUUGUCCCUACUUCAAACAGAGGUUCUUGGAUGAUGAUUUUCUCAAGUUUCUGGACAGUUGGAACAAUAUUUGAAGCUUCUCUUGCAUGGUUUGUCUUGCCAAGAUGGGGAUGGAGGUUGCUACUUGUGCUGUCUUCUGUGCCAUAUUUUCUUGUGCUUCUGUUUUACAAAUGUGUACCCGAGUCUCCACGGUAUCUAAGUGCAAAAGGUAGACUGAAAGAAGCACAUGAAAUUUUGGAGAAAGCAGCACAGCUUAACCGAAUGAAACUUCCCUCUGAUACCCUUGUUUCUGAUCAAGUACAGAACUUGGAUGAAGGAUUGUCUCUUGUGGAAGAGACACAGUUGCUUUCCUCUUCGCAGAACGAACUACUUGAACCUAGAAAUAGAUGCCGGCCGCCAACCCUACUUUCACUCUUUUCACAAAAAUAUAUCAGAACAACUCUUCUACUGUGGUUUUUAUAUUUUGCAAACACAUUCUCAUAUUAUGGCGUUAUAUUGCUGACUUCUCAGCUCAGCUCCAUGACAAAUAAAUGCGGAUCAAUCACCUUCCUUUCAGUGGGAAGCCAGGAUUCUCGCCUUUAUAUAAAUGUCUUUCUUACAAGUUUGGCAGAGGUUCCUGGACUUGUUUUAGCAGCAUUUAUAGUGGACAGAGUCGGUCGCAAAGUCUCCAUGGUGAUCAUGUUUACUCUAGGUUUCAUACUCCUAUUUCCACUAGUAGCCCAACAAAAUGGAGUAUUGACUACAGCUUUGUUGUUUGGAGCACGCAUGUUUGUUUCAGCUACCUUUGAAGUUGCUUGUGUUUAUGCCCCGGAGGUAUAUCCUACUGAUAUCAGAGCAAGUGCCGUCGGGCUUACAACUUCUAUGGGAAGAAUUGGUGGCAUGCUAUGCCCUCUUGUUGCCGUUGCGUUGGUCAGUGAUUGCCAUCAAACAGCAGCAGUUUUUCUGAUCUUGCAAUGCAGCACUCUCUGUGCAUUUUUGCCAUUUCUUGUCUGAGUCCGUGCAUCAGCCCGUAGUUGAAUAGAUCUCUUUAAGAAUGUGUGGUGUUGUGCCUCAAUAAAUUUUCAUUUGGGCAAAAUAUGUUUUUCUUAGUUGCCAUCAGUGUCCCCUGUUAUCUCCCUUGCUCCUAUUACUUCAGACUUGAAAGUAGUUUAGGAUUUUGGAUCCCUGUUUGUUCUCGUCUUUCUAUACUACCAUAACGUUGAGACUUGAAAGCAGUUCAGAAUUCAUACGUC
Messenger RNA from Coffea arabica (coffee), 2169 nucleotides. Its product is annotated as organic cation/carnitine transporter 7-like. Lineage: Eukaryota; Viridiplantae; Streptophyta; Magnoliopsida; Gentianales; Rubiaceae. Gene Ontology annotation, biological process: transmembrane transport. Gene Ontology annotation, molecular function: transmembrane transporter activity. Gene Ontology annotation, cellular component: membrane. The record is from RefSeq and is a predicted model, not a curated record.